UAUAAGGUAUUCUACUGUUCGGUGUCGUAGGCUACUAGAUGACGGACGGAUUCAACCAUCUGACUGGAUAGGGGUGUUCCACAAUAGGAUACGCUGUAUGUUGUACGUUUUGUUUUUAGAUGUGUCAUGCAAAUGUUUUAUAGUAUUAUAAUAUUGUUCUACAAUUAGGCAUAUUUCGUAUACUCCAAUUGUUGAUUUAGAUAGUAUUCCAUCACCCCAUCAACGAAACGGGGGUUGCUGUCUUCUUUUGAGUUAAGCGUUCCUGUCCUGCUCUGGGGAGUGAUGUCACUGAUGGAAUGUGAUCGUUUCGCGAAUCUCCCACCCUCACGAGUCAGUGUACUUUACAUUGCUUUUUUAAAUCAUAAAACAGCUUGUUCCGCAUGGACAAAGACGAUUGUUCGUAGAGUGACUAUCAAAGAAAAGUACAUUUUUGCUGUUAGUCUGCAUUCCAGGACAGAUGCUCAAUGGUUUAUCAUUAAACAUUUUGUGGAUCGAACAACAUAGUUGGCUAUAUUUCAACUGGGUGACAAUGAUAUAAUGUCUAGUAGCUAAAUGUUGACCUUUGUGACGUACGCUUUGCUGUAAACUAGAACGUCGACAUUUAUUUUCGUAAAAUACCCCAUUUUGUCGAUUGAAGAUAAUCAGGACAGGGCUGCAGUCGAGCAAGGACAAGACAUUUUGUUUGCAUUUGAUCUACAGCGACAUACAACAAUGUUAACUCAGAGAAAGAGAAAACGCACUGUGGAGGACUUCAACCAGUUUUGCACCUUUGUGUUGGCCUAUGCUGGAUACAUCCCCUAUCAAACAGAGGAUUGGUGGUGUAGUGACAGCAACCCCUGCAGCAGUAGCCACAGUACCAGUCCAUGGGCCUACCAGUCCUCUCCUAACUCAGACUGUGGCUCCUCCACUCAGAACCAGAAGGAGAAAGGGAAGGAGUUGAAGAGGAGGAGGUCAGACAAGAAGCCAGCCGGGCCUGGCCAGGGGGAGAAGAAGCCUAGAGGAGGAAGUGCCAAAAAGUCUCCUAAUAACAAACAGGCUGCCCCUACAUCAACAGUCAGCAGAAUGCCAGAGCUCCAUGAGCAGCACCAGCGCCAGUCUGAACGGACCAACCUCAACAGCUGUCUUACUGACAACAAAACACAUCCUCUGACAGCUCCGAAAUGUGACCAUGACUGUAAACCUUCCCAAUUCCUUCCCUGACUCAACUCUUCCCUGAAGCCACC
Molecule: messenger RNA, 1223 nt
Organism: Oncorhynchus gorbuscha (pink salmon)
Lineage: Eukaryota; Metazoa; Chordata; Actinopteri; Salmoniformes; Salmonidae
Product: PHD finger protein 23B-like
Exons: 3
Coding region: 712-1200 (162 amino acids)
Biological process (GO): mitotic chromosome condensation
Molecular function (GO): chromatin binding
Source: RefSeq, a predicted model, not a curated record